UUUUUUUUUUUUUGGUUAGAGAGAGAAAAAAGAAAAAUCCACUACAGACGCAGAAACGAAUCGUCUAAGGAAUCAAAUCAUAAUCAAACAACUAUACAUAAACGCAUAAAUAUAAAAAACCUCUCUCUCUCUCUCUCCCUCUGACUCUUUGAGUUUGGUUGUGUCUGAUUUUUUUUUUUUUUUUUUUUUUUGUUAAUAUUUUCUGACCUAGAUCUUGAAUACCCAUUUGGUCAAAAGCUUCAGCUUCCAGAUCCCUCACAGAUUUGCGUCAAUUAGGGUUGGGGGCUUGAUCAAACUACUCUCUCUCUCUCUCUCUGUGUUUCUGUUUCUAUCUCCUUAUUAUUUGGGGUUAAUUAGGUGAGAGGAAAGGGUGUUUUGGUGGAUGGGGAGGACAAAGGACGAGGGAGAGAUCAUUUGGAGAUGAAGAUUUGAUUGAUGAGUUUAUUGUAAAUGAAGACCAGUCAGGCGUGGCGUGUUGGCAUGGCUGAUAUGCAGAUAUUGCCGGGGCCUCGCCACCGCCCUCCUUUAAGGCGGCCCAUGUGGAUCAUAAUCUUGGUUUUGUUGGUCACAUUGUUUCUGAUUUGUGCAUAUAUGUAUCCACCCCAAAGCAGUGCAGCAUGUUAUGUAUUUUCUUCUCGGGGAUGCAUGUCAAUUACUGAUUGGCUUCCACCUGCACCUGCACGGGAAUUUACAGAUGAAGAACUUGCAUCUCAUGUUGUGAUUAAAGAUAUCCUGAAUUCACCUCCUAUUCUGUCUCACAAGUCUAAAAUUGCCUUCAUGUUCCUGACUCCUGGUUCUUUACCAUUUGAGAAACUGUGGGAGAAGUUUUUCCAUGGUCAUGAAGGAAAAUUCUCUGUUUAUGUGCAUGCAUCUAAGGAAAAACCAGUACAUGUGAGCCGUUAUUUUGUUAAUCGGGACAUACGCAGUGAUCAGGUCAUAUGGGGGAAAAUUUCGAUGGUUGAUGCAGAGAGGCGAUUGUUGGCAUAUGCACUCCAAGAUCCUGAUAACCAGCAUUUUGUUUUACUUUCUGAUAGUUGUGUACCGUUACACCGUUUUGAGUAUAUAUACGACUAUCUGAUGCAUACAAAUAUCAGCUUUGUUGACUGCUUUCAGGAUCCUGGUCCACAUGGAAAUGGAAGGUACUCAGAACACAUGUUACCUGAAAUUGAAAAGAAAGACUUUAGAAAGGGUGCACAGUGGUUCUCAAUGAAGCGGCAGCAUGCUGUGAUAGUUGUGGCUGACAAUCUUUACUACUCUAAAUUCCGUGAUUACUGCAAGCCAGGUUUGGAGGGGCGCAAUUGCAUUGCUGAUGAACAUUACCUGCCGACCUUUUUCCAUAUGACUGAUCCUGGUGGAAUUGCUAACUGGUCGGUUACACAUGUUGAUUGGUCUGAGAGAAAGUGGCAUCCAAAAUCAUAUAGAGCUCAGGAUAUUACUGAAGAGCUUCGGAUGAAUAUUACGUCAAUUGAUGCGAGUGUGCAUGUAACCAGUGAUGAGAAGAAAGAAGUGCAGAUGUGGCCUUGCUUAUGGAAUGGUAUACGACGGCCGUGUUACCUAUUUGCCAGGAAAUUCUCCCCAGAUGCUCUGGACAACUUGUUGCAUCUUUUCUCAAAUUACACGACAAUUUGAGCAAGAUACAACAAUUUGAGCAAGAUAUUUUUGACUCUUAAAAUUCUUUGGUCGAAUCAAUUGUUGCAUUUGACCCUUUCGCUCAAUCUUUGGUUUCCCAUAUAGCUUAUGAAGUUGUAAAUUGUCGCAUUAUUAGGCUUGAAUGACCCCAAACCACAAUUCUUGAGUGCAAGGGCAACUGGCUUAGCAAUUAGGGUGACGUGAGUAGAGCAGGAGGCUAAGAGGUUGUAAGUGUCAUUUCCUUGGGGAUGGGUGAAUUGUUGUCUAUUUUUUCCCCUAUAAUUUGGGCUAUAAAUGUUGAUCUACUUAUGCAGCAGAAAAUUUUGGGGGAAUAUUUCUGGGCAUUUUUUUUUUAAUUUUUUAUGGUUAAUUUUUGUAAAAGAUGAUUACAAGUUGAAGUUCUGAAUACAAAACAUAUCAACGGAGCUCUGAAAUUCAUCCUUCA
This is a messenger RNA of Quercus robur (English oak), 2074 nucleotides long. Its product is annotated as glycosyltransferase BC10-like. The transcript has 11 exons. Gene Ontology annotation, molecular function: glycosyltransferase activity. The record is from RefSeq and is a predicted model, not a curated record. Lineage: Eukaryota; Viridiplantae; Streptophyta; Magnoliopsida; Fagales; Fagaceae. Bases 451 to 1629 code for a protein of 392 amino acids. Gene Ontology annotation, cellular component: membrane.